Colius striatus (speckled mousebird) is the source of this 7515-nucleotide messenger RNA. RefSeq names its product oxidative stress induced growth inhibitor family member 2 (gene OSGIN2). The record is from RefSeq and is a predicted model, not a curated record. Lineage: Eukaryota; Metazoa; Chordata; Aves; Coliiformes; Coliidae. Bases 111 to 1778 code for a protein of 555 amino acids. The transcript has 6 exons.
CCAGUGUGGCGGUGGUGGCGGCAGGAGGAGGCGCGGGAGCCGCGGCGCCGCGUACCCCGGCAGCCUCAUCGCUGGGCCCCGCCGGCGCCCCGAGCCCGCCGGCACUCCCCAUGCCCGUGUGGUGCUGCCGCUGCUCCUUGGCCGGUCACGUCAGAAGUUACAGCAGCCCUGAAAGCGAAGGACAGCUUUUGAAUUCCUUCGUCCAGUAUUUCGGUGACAGCCUUGGGAGGAAGAUUAAAAGAAUGCCUUUAAUUGAAGAAACUGUUCUGCCUGGAGACUCCCUUCUUACUCUUCCUGUAGUAAUAAUAGGAAAUGGACCUUCCGGAAUUUGUCUUUCUUACCUGCUGUCUGGGUACAGACCAUAUUUAUCUCCUGAAGCUAUACACCCAAACCCCAUUCUGCAUACCAAAUUAGAAGGAGCUCGGCAUCUUUCCAUUGUUGAUCAAGAUCUGGAGUACCUGUCUGAAGGCCUUGAAGGGCGCUCUUCGAACCCAGUUGCUGUGCUUUUUGACACGUUGCUUCACCCUGAUGCUGACUUUGGGUACGACUACCCGACAGUUCUGCACUGGAAGCUAGAACAACAUAAUUAUAUUCCACAUCUAGUACUUGGUAAAGGACCGCCUGGUGGGGCUUGGCAUUCUAUGGAAGGCUCUAUGCUAACAAUCAGUUUUGGAGACUGGAUGGAAUUGCCUGGCCUCAGCUUUAAGGAGUGGGCAGCUAGCAAACGCAGGAACAUAAAGAGCAAUCGAGUGAUGCCAGAGGAAAUAGCUUGCUAUUACAAACACUAUGUUAACGUCAUGGGCCUCCAAAAGAAUUUCAGAGACAACGUUUACAUAACAUCGGUAUCCAGGCUUUACCGGGGAAAGGAUGAGGAAGAUAGAGGUCAACUACAUGAAGAUAUUUCAACACAGCAGUUGGAAAUGGAAGACGGACAGAAAUCACUAAUAAAGAGAAACUGGGAAGUGAGAGGUUAUCAGCGAGCAACAGAUGGUUCUCAUGUGCCCUUCUGCCUUUUUGCUGAGAACGUGGCUCUUGCCACAGGAACCUUUGAUUCUCCUGGCCGGCUGCAAGUUGAAGGAGAAGACUUUCCUUUUGUACUCCAUUCCAUGUCUGACUUUGGAGCUGCCAUCAGCAAAGGGAAGUUACGUGGGAAGGCAGACCCUGUGUUAAUUGUGGGCGCUGGACUGACAGCAGCUGAUGCGGUGCUGUGUGCCUACAACAACAACAUCCCAGUGAUACACGUGUUUCGGAGAAGAGUUACUGACACGAGCCUGAUUUUCCAACAGUUACCUAAAAAGCUCUACCCCGAAUACCAUAAGGUUUAUCAUAUGAUGUGUACUCAAUCCCAUACCAUGGUCUCUAAUCUACAUUCUGCCUACACUAGUUUCCCUGAACACAAUGUACUUUCCUUCAAGCCAGAAAUGAAAUGUGUUCUUCAGAGUGCCUCCGGACUGAAGAAAAUUGUGAAGUUUUCUGUAGCCUUAGUCCUGAUAGGUUCUCACCCAAAUCUGUUCUUUCUAAAGGACCAAGGACAUAGCAUAGGCCAUCACUCUAAUCAGCCUAUCACGUGCAAGGGGAAUCCCAUAGAGAUCGACCCGUACACUUACGAGUGCACUAAAGAAGCCAACCUCUUUGCUUUAGGGCCUCUGGUGGGAGACAACUUUGUGCGGUUUUUAAAAGGAGGUGCACUGGGCAUCGCGCGAUGCUUGGCAAUAAGGCAAAAGAAGAAACAUGAAUUGAUUGAAAGUGGGGAUGGAGGAGGUGAUGGGGUACCAUAAGUGAGACCUUAGAAGCUUUCACACACAGGAUUACAGAUGUAGUCUUAACAGAACACUCACUGACCGUGAAAGUUGAUAGCAGUCACAUUUCUGUUGUGUACAAGUAACCUGCGCUUGUAUUGCUUGGUGAAGGAUGCUGGUACUAUGAUAAUUCACCUUUCCAAAAUGCAAACAAUCGAUCUGCUAUUACAACUGAUCUCUGCUCAACUGGAAUUACUUCCAGAUAAACAGAAAAUGAAACUAACUUAAUAUUGACCUGCCUGUCAUCUCUUGCUCAGCUGAAAGAGCAGACUUCCUCUGGGAAAAGCAAUGCCUACCAGAGUGGCUUUUCAUUUUAGUGUCAAAUGUGACGAAAUAUUCAUACCAUGAAAUUAAAAUAACUUCUAAAAGCAGAAAGCUUGCUUAGUACAAAGUGUUACUUGGUCCCAAAGCAAAUUUGGAGCCUUCUGCUUUAAACAAGGAUUUUGUUUCUUAGCCAUAGUAAUACUUGGAAUGAGCACUUGGUAAAAUGUUUUUUACUGUGGGAAGGAAUUUUGUACACAAGAAGUAAUCCUCAAAAGUUAGAAACUAUCACAUUUGAUCAGUGGAAUAAAAGAAUAAGCAUUCCCAGCUAAUCUUGAAUGCAUGAUUUGACACAAUCUCUUAAUGUUUUUUCACAUUAUGCCUUCAGUUGGGCAAGUGCAGAAAGACUCACGUGGGAUGUUCCCUUACAGUGACAUGUGCAUUUCUGAGAAUUCUCAGUAACGUAAACAAUAAAGUGCAGAUAUAAGUGCUCUUACUACAGUGUCAAUAUAGUGAAUAUCUAGUGUGCUACUGAAGAGUUAAGUGUGUGAGAAAACUUGAAGUUUUUUGCUUCCUAGCUCAGGAAGACUGAAUGGGAUCACUGGACUGGUGAAGGCGGGUGAUAGAUUCUCUCAUCUCCCAUUUGACCACAUAUUGAUUAUUUAUCUUUUUUUUUUAUUGCUAAAGCAACACAGAACAGUAAAACUAUUUUAGCCUGCAGUUUUUGAAACUUGAAAAAGGGUUAUAUCUCACAGCCAGCUAAAAAAGUUGCCAAACCUAAACCAAACAUGCCAUAGUUCCUGUAACUCUUAAAAGCUUAUUAACAAAGACUUAACUUAUACCUACCUCUGUACUGAAGUUUCACCUUUCUGCUCCAUAAUGUAAGACCUAGAUUUCAUUUGCUGGGUUUCACAGUGAAGUUUAGUUUACCUAAAUACACUCAAGGGUUAUUCACCACAGUGAGGUAAGCAACGGCUUGUUAGAAGACUCGAGUUAUCUUCCAGAAUUCUCAAUAAACAAAAGUGCUUGGUUUUAGCAGAUUUAUGACCAAACAUUUGAAUUCAGGUCCAAUGUGAUGGAAUAGAUGUUAUUUAUUUUUUUGUUUGUUUGGGGCCUUUAUGUGGUGAAGAACAUCCUGUUAGUUUAAGGUAUUGUAUUUGCAUGAUUAGAAUCUCCAUAUUACAUCUUGGACAGAUUUUUAAAAGGAAAUGAGGCUUAGAGUUUGUAAACCUGCUAGUGCUUGCUAGUUUCCCAGCUGUCUAACUUUCACAAUUUGUAGAUACCUAUAUGCAAUAAACGCCUGUUUUCUGUGCCUACUGAAUGUGAUGGGGUUGUGUGGCUGCUGCAGGGCUUCAUGCAUGCCAGUGAGUUACUCAGACUUCGAACAUAGAAGUUGAAAAGGUGAAGUAUGCAAGGAUUAAAAUGACUCUCUUUUCAAUGGGCGUCCAAAGUAGUUUAUGAAAUGAUGCAUUAACACACAUGAUAUAGAGCACAUUGACUUCUGCAUAGCCUACAUGGUUGGAUUUAACCAUCCAUUGCCAAUACUAAAGACACUUUUUAUACUAAUACUUGAGCUGGUUUUCAUAAUGCUGAAUUCUAGGCUGAUUUUCUUCAUAACUGAAUUGAGAUUCUAUAUUUUGCUUUCUUUGGCAGAAACUGUGUAAAUAUAAACCCAUCUUCAACUUGUGAUACUUAAUAAUUUUAACUGACACCCAGUGUUACAAGUGCUAAAUACUUGAUUACAGACUUUAUUGGGGUUAAUAUAUUGAAAAUGUAUCUGCGCUGUGAUUCAGUUCCUUCAGUUUUGUGUCAAUAUAAAUGCCUGAAUUCAACUUAUCCUGGCAUGUUGCUCCUUUCUCAUUUGUCAUGAGAGACAUUUAAAAUGCCAACUAAACAAAAGCAGCAAUUUACUUAAAUAGUUAUUUUGCAAAAAGAGGAAAAAAAGCUUCAGAUAGGUAAAUCUCUAGCCCUGGCUGCUGCAGCUGCUUACAAACUCUGUGUGUUGCAGUGACAAAUUUGUAGCAGGCAUUGUUGUCCUGUUAUUACACUUCACUGCAGUGUUACAGCACAUUGAAGUUUAACUUUUUAAAUCAAACUUGGCUGUAUUUUUGCGAUAAAAAUUUGUGUGCGAGACCCCAUUUUUCUAAUUUAUCAUGUUUAUUAAGCCAGUAUAGAAAUAUUGUUUUUAGCCAGAGCUUUCCUAAAAAAAAUCGUCCUGUCUUAUCUUUUUUCUAGUAGUUGCUAGGUUUAAAGUUGUAAGUGGACUUUCUCACUGGGUGAGAAAGUGGGUUUCUGAUUCUAAGAGAAAUUGAUGUUUCUCUCCUCUUUAGUAUUUUGAGAGGAGAUGUGAAAAGUCAUGCUUUGCCUUAGGAUAGUUUUACCUAAAGCAUACUUUCGGCAUUUAUUGUGAAUUAGAUAUUGACACUUAAUAGUUGUCUUUUGGGGAAAUAAUUUUGUUUCUUAGGUUUAAAAAAUAAAAAUUUGAAUUUCCUUUUAUGUUCUAAUAGUCCCCUGGAGGGAACUAUGCAUCUUUCAUCUCUUCUUUGAGUCAGAAAGGUAAGCUUUUAAACUUUACGGAUGUAAAAAAAAGAUGUUUACUACUUAAACUUCAUUAGAAGAAUGAAGACAGGAAGGAAAAAAAAUAGCUAAAGGAAUUUAAUUUGAAUUUCUAGAAUUUGUAAAGGUGUGUUAAUCAUACUAUGUAUUUUCUAAGAGGCUAGUACAGAAAUGUCUCUUACGUUCACCUUUGGUUCUUAAUGUAUCUCUGAGCUAAACUGCUGCUGAGAUUAUUUUAAGUAGUAUCCAGCCGUUAAACUGGGGCAGAUUUCCUGAACAGUCUUCCCCGUGUGUGAUGAUUCAGCAGUCGGUGCUGCUAAGGCAGGCACCUGUCAGAGUGGCUGGAACCAGCACAGCUGUUUCUUGAUUUCCAGUAGGUGAUUGACUUAUACUUAAAACAUUUGCCACAAGAGAGUAAGGCUGAGUUUUACUCUACUGAGUAAAUGCCGAAAUCCUUCCUGCGAGCAAUGAAGAGAGAGUUGUGACAGGAACAUCAGAUUCUUCUCUCUGAGGAACGUGCAGUGCCUUGGGCUGGGCCAGCAGCUCAGGCUUGCCAGUGAAUGCACAGAGAGAGUACAGCUCCCAAAACCAGUGCCAACACAUUAAGGGAAACCAAAGUGCGUCCUACAGCUGCAGGUCCCUGCUCCUCAGUACUUAGGGGAAUUGUUGGGAUAUACUGUGUUUUCCUUCUGGCCUGCUGAGUGUAGGCACCUUUUUUCAAUGAUUGAUUUCAUAGAGUGAUGGUUGUGUAUUGAAAAAAUACUUAGUUUGUAGAAGGAGGUAGCUAUGGUUCUUUCUCUCACAGCUCAGGAACUCUGAAAAGAAGACUGGAUCAGUAAGGUGGUAGAACCGUAAAAGAACAAUGUUCUGUCAUUUUGGAUUAUUUUUUGAGGUAAGAGCAAGAUGGGAGCACCUCAACUGAUGUGAGAGCUUUUUGGACAUUUACUUCCCCCUUUUCCUCUUGCCCAACCUGAAGGAAAAGCCACCCUUUGUUUGAAAUGACAGUAAUACCUCGUUCUAUUUAGCAGAAAAAAUGGGAACUGAAACACUCUGACAGAGAAAGGAAGGUUUUGGUGGCAUUAGGGGUAUGAAUUUGAAGCAAGGAUGUUGAAUUACAUAGAGCUUUUUUUUCUCAAGACCCUUCAAUUUAGGUAACUUUUUAAUCUUGAAUUGCUCAAAAAAUUGUGAGGUUAAGGAUGAUUUUGGCGUAAGGAACAAGGAUUAUGGGGAAGAAGACCCUUUAUUGUAUAGUUCACUAAUUAUAGUGAAGCUAAGCAGUGUUUCAAAGAUGGUUUUGUCUUUGCAGACACUAGAACACUUCAGCUCAAGCAAACCCUGAGCCUGAGUGCAUGUUACACUUGUCUGUGUGCUAGCUGAUUUUCUAAUAAAAGUAGUUUUGUACUUAAAAGAAUAUUAAACUGACCCUUAAAACCUAAUGAUCAUCAGUAGUCAUCAAACCCAGGGAAAAAAACAAACUUGAUAUUCUUAGCUCUCCUGUCCCUUUGAAACAAUUUGUUCUGGAGACUAAGUUAAUCUAGUUUGCACUUUCCUUCCCUGUCUCUUUAAUCUGAGAUCACUGGCAACAUCUUAAGUAUCAGCCUAUACUGCCUACAGUGGAUGCUUCAACAAACCAAAAUUCAGCUUCACAUUCCUGGACACCCUCUGUUGACUUACUUACCAGCAUAAAAAAAAAUAACGACUAGGUUUGUUAUGUAUUGACACAAUAUUAAGGAACCCUGGCAUUUUUAAGGUUCUUAUUUAACUAGAUGCAUAAAGAAAAAAUAGUUGUCCACAAAUAGGAAGAGAAAUCCAAGGAGAUACAUUUUGAGUUCCAGGGGAUACUCUGAUGAGAGGGAAGGGGUUCAUUUUUCAUCUGUUUGGAUUCUAGGACAAGCUUCUGUAUAAACCCAGGGAUUAUUGCUGUUAAAGAACUGAUCCUGCUACCUUACAUCUAGCUGGCACAAUUUGCACAGUCAAUACUGUGAUUCUGCCUGUUUUUCAGUUAGGUCUGGUAUGCUGCAUGUGCAAAUCCAAUUCUAAAUGAGAUAAAGGCUUACAUUCACCUACCUACAUGUUCACACACGAUAGCCCUGGACUGGUAGAUCCUAUGGAAACAUCCUUUCUGUGUGUCUUGCCUCAGAUUUUUUGCUUUUGCUGGAGUAUGGUUGGGUCAUGUCUUGCUUUUUUUGAUGAACAAUGUAAAUAUGUACAGAUUAUCUGCUGUUAGCUGACAUCUAUUCUUUGGAGCUGCAAGCAGUUUGUGAGGAGAACCUCAGCUUUGACUCGAUGACAAAGCUGGCUGAGGUGUGCUCACUAAGCCUGCUAAAGAAGCAAUAUUUAAAGUUUCACCUAGAAGCUACUUAUUUUGGUUUGAAGAAGGGGGGGAACUCUUAAGUCAAAGGAAAAAAUAACCCCACAGCUGGGGAAGAAGAGGCAUUCAGAAAGCUGUAGUGUUCAGAAAGAAGGGAACAGUGUUGGUUUGCAUGGACCUGGUGCUGUAGCCAAUGCCUGACACUCUGAUAGUCAAAGCCGGGGCAGCACAGUGUGGACAGAGCGCUAAAGCAAGUGGCAGGGGAAGCUGCUAAUGAGAAAAGAUAUGAUUUUGUGUAGUGUUUUUGUAAUUCUCACUGGUGGUUAUUGGAACACUUUAAGAGGAAGAAUGAGGAGUAACAUUAAGGCAGACAGUUCGGGUUUUGCCAUGUUUGGCUCAGGUUCUAAGGCAAUACCAGAACCAGAGGACAAUCAGAAUUUGCUAAUCAAACAGCAGCUGUGGCCAAACAUGACUGAGGAUAGAUUCAUGAAAGGAAACCCAGCAAGAACAGAACUAGUUUUAUAGGAGUGGUGAAAAGACAGAGUAAGAACAAGAGGGAGAAACUACCUGUGAAAAAAAGAUUGGUAA